Messenger RNA from Bemisia tabaci, 2027 nucleotides. Its product is annotated as glutamate receptor U1-like. Gene Ontology annotation, cellular component: membrane. The record is from RefSeq and is a predicted model, not a curated record. Gene Ontology annotation, molecular function: ligand-gated monoatomic ion channel activity. Lineage: Eukaryota; Metazoa; Arthropoda; Insecta; Hemiptera; Aleyrodidae.
AUGGGUCCUCGUAAAAUCGUCGUGGGCGAGUCUGCGCCAUCUCUAAAUUUGUCUCCAUUGGACUCGGAUACUUUCACGCAGCUGAAACAGUCGCUGAACUGGACGCGGAUGAUCUCACGCAAUUUUACAAGAAUGAUAAGAACGACGAAAAAAGUAGCCGAAUCGCAGUCGGUCGAGUUGUUUCUGGCCAAAGUGACCGAGUUCAGAAACGUUUCUGGUUUCAUAAUGAAUCUGUACACGAGAAUCGGUCCGUUAUUCAUCACAACACGCAGCUCAGCAUUCGGAGCGGAUCCUCUCGCGAAGCUCGUUAUCGUUGUUGUAGGUGACGAACUCAAUGUGUGGGACCUCGUGAACAAACAGAGUGAGGAGACCCUCUGGUCCUCGACUUGCUACUACAUUGUUGUAGCCGCGUCGAUCCCUCCGGACAUUUUAGAUCUCUUCCAGGCCUUUUGGAACGGCUACUUCGUGCACAACAUCAUAUUCUACCCGACCGACGGCACCGAAUUAGUCAGCGUUUACAACCCGUUCAAGAACUCCUCGCAAGUGACCCGGAUUCAAAUGAGGAACAUCCGAGCUAUCAGGAGCUCCUUCGUCAAAAAGAUGUCCGAUCUCAAUGGAUAUCCUUUGCGAGUGAGUAUAUUUCACACCCGCACGAAAGCUCUCCCUCUGGGAAAUGGAUCCUACUCUGGCAGGGACGGGUUUUUAUUAUCCACACUCGCAAGAAGAAUGAAUUUCAAGCCGGUCAUCUCAGAACCGAAGGAUGGCCUGCGGUAUGGUUUCAGGGCAGAGAACGGGAGCUACACUGGUAUGCUCGGAGACUUGAUCUACGACCGGGUGGACAUUUCUUUCAACAGCGUCUUCAUCAAGGAUUACGAGACGACAAAAAUUCAGUUCACACGCCCAAUCGACUUCGACAAGAUGUGCUUGGUCGUGGCAAAAUCUGGACUCCGUUCCCACUGGGAGGGCAUGUUCCUAGCUUUCUCCUCCGAGAUGUGGUUGGCCCUUUUCAUCGCUUACCUCUGCAGCAUCAGCUUCUGGUCCUUCCUCCGCAGAAUCAACAGCGGCGAGUACUCGAUCGUAACGACCAUCCUCGAUUUAUAUCGAAUAUUCAUGAUGUUCCCGAUCGCUAAGAUCCCUAACAUCCAGUCCGAGCGGAUCGCCGUUGCCUCAUUCCUCUGGUUUAGUCUCUCUACAGCCACCAUCUUCCAAGCCUCCAUGGUCAAGUUUUUGAGCCACCCCUCCUACCGACCGGACAUCAACACCCUCAAGGAGGUCGCUGAAAAGAACUUCCCGGUGAUAAUCGGGUCGGAGAACUUGAAAGAAACGUUCGAGUCACCUGAACCGGUGAUGAAGAAGCUCCACGAUAAUUUAGAGGUAGUGACCGAUAGAAACAUGGACCUACUGGGUAAAGUUGCGGAAGAGGGAAACUCAGCAGCGAUGGGCCGCGAGAAGAAUUUGGAGGAGAAAAUCGCCACGGAUUACGUGAAGAACAACAUUAUUCUGCUACACAUUGUUGCGGAAUGCCCGAAGGCUUACCAUAUUGCUUAUAUGCUCCCGCACGCAUCGCCUUUUCUCGAUCCGAUCAACAAGGUGAUCGCGAUAUUCGUGGAAAGCGGGAUCAUCCACAGUUGGUACAUCCACGCGACGCCGGUGCGACCUCUCUCGGAUUACCAUAAGUUCUCAGAGACGUACAAACCGUUGACCAUGUCGAACGUUGUUAUUGCUUUCGUCAUCAUAGGUCUCGGAAGUAUGCUCAGCGUUUUUACCAUGGCUGCCGAGAUCGUAGUUCAUCGUGUGUACGGGAGCGGAUGGCGGGAGAGCUCCGAGAAGAAACAAGUUACCAUCAGCAAAUUACAUCGGAGAAGUCAGAUAGUUUACGAGAUGACGCGUAAAAGGUUUAAGCCUUUCAAAGUCGCGUCUACAGACAAGAAGGGAAGCUAAUUCCACACAACAAAGACGUUUUGUGUUAAACCUGUCAUAGGUCCAUACUUUAAAUAAAUUAGUUUAUUAAAUUUACAUAAAUUCCA